AUGAAUUUUAAUUUUGAUCUAAAAAAGGCGUCACAAUCAGCAGGCACAUUGUUAUCACGUGCAAAACAGUUUACCGAAGAAAAACUCGGACAAGCAAUAGAUAAAACGGAAUUCGAUUCAAACUUUGAACAAUUAUUAGCACGAGCGGAUAAAACAAAGAUUUGGACAGAAAGAUUAUCGCAACAUGUUGAAGGUGUUUUACAACCGAAUCCAAACGAACGUUUGGAAGAUUUUAUUUUAACAAAACUUGAUCAAAAAGUUGUCAAUAAGCCAAAUAAUCUUGAAAUAUUAGGACAAGUGAUGUGUGAUGCAGGAAAUGAUUUUGGACCAUCUACACAAUAUGGUAGUGCUUUGAUCAAAUGUGGAAAUACACAUUUAAAAUUGGGUUUAGCAGAAAAAGAAUUUGUUCAAUCAUCUGCUACAUCUUUCAUUCAACCGUUGAAAAGUUAUCUCGACGGUGAAAUGAAAUCAUUGAUAAAAGAACGUCGUACUUUGGAAACAAAACGUCUUGAUUUAGAUGCGGCACGAUCAAAAAAGAAGAAAACCAAAGCGAACACUCCAACGCCCGCUAGUCCUGCUGUUUUAGAUAAUGAUGCUGAAAUUCGUAAUUCUCAAACUGAAUUUGAUCGUCAAUAUGAAAUUACACGUUUAAUGCUUGAUGGUGUUACUAAUUCACAUAAUCAUCAUUUACGUUGUUUAAAUGAUCUUGUCGAAUCGGAAUUACAAUAUCAUAAACAAUCUGUUCAAGUUUUAGAAGAUUUAAGAAAACAACUUGGUUUAACAACAAAACCUAGUACAAAUUCGUUAACAUCAUUGCCUAAAAAACAAUCAAUUCAGCAACAACGUGUUGCCACUGUUAAAUUUGACUAUGAUGCGACAGAUUCAAAUGAAAUUAGUGUACUUGCAAAAGAGACCGUAAAUAUUGUCAAUGACGAUUCAAAUGAUUCAGAAUGGAUUACUGUGGAAAAAGAUGGAAAGCAACGUGGCAAAGUUCCAAAAGCUUAUUUAAAAAUGGAUUCACUUUCUUUAUCUUAG
Molecule: messenger RNA, 1035 nt
Organism: Didymodactylos carnosus
Lineage: Eukaryota; Metazoa; Rotifera; Eurotatoria; Philodinida; Philodinidae
Source: the annotation of a GenBank genome assembly